Molecule: messenger RNA, 516 nt
Organism: Phymastichus coffea
Lineage: Eukaryota; Metazoa; Arthropoda; Insecta; Hymenoptera; Eulophidae
Product: NADH-ubiquinone oxidoreductase chain 6-like
Exons: 2
Cellular component (GO): mitochondrion
Source: RefSeq, a predicted model, not a curated record
AUGGCCCUAUCUGUAAUCUCCAAAAUUACUAUUUUAAAUAAACUAUUUUCUGAAAUAAUUCUUAUCUUAAUAAGCUACACUUCAAUUACUCUACUAUUUUUAAAUCAUCCAUUAUCAAUAGGGAUAGCUUUACUUCUUCAAGCCCUAUUAACUGCAAUCAUAUCAGGCCUAAUUUAUAAAAAUUUCUGAUUUAGGUACAUUCUAUUUUUAAUCAUGAUUGGAGGAAUCAUAAUCAUGUUUAUCUACAUAACAAGAAUUGCCUCAAACGAAAAAUUCAAAAUACCCUCAUCUGCAAAAAAAAUAAUUUUAACCAUAACAAUUAUAUUACUACUGUUCUCAAAAAACAAAACAGAAAAUUUUUCAAGAAAAGAUUUAGAAAUAAGAACAACCUUAAGAAAAUUUUUCAAUUUUCCAAAAAUACAAAUAGCAAUUCUACUAAUAAUAUACCUAUUUGUAGCCCUCAUCGCCGUAGUAAAAAUCUCUAACAAAACAAUAGGCCCAUUACGACAAAACUAA